This is a messenger RNA of Lutzomyia longipalpis, 3301 nucleotides long. RefSeq names its product USP6 N-terminal-like protein. NCBI's taxonomy places the organism in Eukaryota, Metazoa, Arthropoda, Insecta, Diptera, Psychodidae. The record is from RefSeq and is a predicted model, not a curated record. The transcript is spliced from 9 exons. The coding region runs from base 501 to 3059 and encodes 852 amino acids.
UUGAGUGUGUGUGAAUUUUUUUCACUUCGUGACGAAAAAAUUUCUUUUUUAUUAUUCUAAACAAUUUGUGGUGGAGUUUUUAUUUUUUGCAUUUUGUGGAAACAAAAAGUGAAGGAAAUGUUUGUGGUGGAUGUUGUGUGAUUCAUUGGAAAAAGGGGUGAGAGUGGGUGGCCUCUGAAAGGGGGGCACGCGUGAAAAUUUGCAUGAAAAAUCCGUGAAAAUAAUUUUCUUCUCUCACAUUUUGAGAAGAAUUCAUUUCUUGGGUGAAAAGAAAAGCAACAAGCAUUCUCUUGUUUGAAACGCAAAGAAAUCAAUUAAAAAUUAUUAUUUCAUUUAGAAAAAAACCAAAGAAUAUAAAAUUGAUAAGAAAUUGAUUCCAACAAGAGCGGAAGAUGCAUAAAAAUUCUUCGCUUUGUAAAUGUGAAAAAUCUAAUAAUAAAAAAGUUCAAGAUGUAAGGAAAUUGAGCAAUUAAAUCGAUUGAGAGAGGAAAAUACGGGAAAUGGCAGCGAGUAGAGGUGGAAAAAUGGAUGAGGAUGCAGCAGCAGCUCUCAUUGCACGUGCAAAUGAGGAGCGUGAGAAGCUCUUUCAGCGCUAUGAGAAGGGACGUGAGCCAGGAGCUGAAAUUGAUCCCUGGGAAGAUCCUGGUUUUGAAGUUUAUCACCAAACAGAUCGUUACGGUUUCAUACACGAUCGUCGUUUACCCCAAAAGGUGAAUCCCAAUGAGGCAAAAGCGCGUGCCAUUGAAUUGGAACGCGUGAAGAAGUGGCUGAAGAUGCUGAAUAAGUGGAAUAGUCGGGAAACAGCUGAGAAGCUACAUAGUCGUGUGUACAAAGGUAUUCCCGAUAAGUUACGUUCGAAAGUUUGGGUGAAGUUACUCAAUUUGGAGGAAGUUAUGGCAAAACAGAAGGAUGUGUACAAGAAAAUGCUGCGUUUGGCACGGCAAUGUAGCACUGAAGCGCGUCAAAUUGAUUCAGAUGUAAAUCGACAAUUCCGGGAGCAUCUCUUUUACCGCGAACGCUACAGCAUAAAGCAGCAGAGCCUGUUCAAUGUUCUCACAGCGUACAGCAUGUACAACAUGGAAGUGGGCUAUUGUCAGGGAAUGUCGGGACUUGCUGGGGUGCUUCUCAUGUACAUGGACGAAGAGGAGGCAUUUUGGGCACUUAGUGUACUCCUAGCGGACAAAAAAUACGCCAUGCAUGGGCUCUACAUUGAAGGUUUUCCAAAGUUGACACGCUUCUUGGCGCAUCAUGAUAAGAUAGUCACAAAAUUUCUUCCAAAGCUAAAAAAGCAUUUUGAUCAAUUCAAUCUCGAUUCAAUACUCUACUCACUAAAAUGGUUCUUUGUGAUUUUCGUUGAACGAAUUCCGUUCAGUCUCUGCCUUCGAGUUUGGGAUAUUUAUUUGCUUGAUGGUGAGAAGGUUGUUACGGGGAUGGCGUACUCAGUGCUAAAAUUGCACCGAAAUAAAAUACUAAAGCUCAAGGAUAUGGAUUUAAUUGUGCAAUAUUUGCAAGUGCAGCUACAUACGGAUUUUGGGUAUGAUGAUGAUUAUGUGAUUAAGACACUGGAGCAGUGUAUGGAGGAGUUGCGGAAGCACAAAUUGGACUUACCACCACCACCGGGUGCUAAUGAAUUACCAAAGCGACCCUUUGGGGAAUUUAGGGAGCCAAGUAUUGAGUCAAAGAUUGGAAGGCGAAAGUCAAUAUUCUCAGAAACGGAGAGAGAAGUUACGGAAAAUGUAAUAUUACAGCGAGAACUGACGGCACAGGAAAUUGCUGAAUCUCGCUUGUCUGAAGGUGCAAUUGGUGGAUCAAAUAGUCAAAUAAAUAAUGUUCAUGUAGCUGAAUCAGAAGAUGGUGGAUCACUGGGAUUGGGAAGUUCGAGGAAAUCCCUAGCAGAUACUUCGGUAACAUCCACGGCGGAUUUGAGUAUCUUUUCCGGUGGUCAGAGGUCACAUCAAACGUCCGAUAUCUUUCACCAUCAAGAUGAUACGCAGAGUCUUCACACUGAGGGUGGGGGAGUUGUUGAAGAUGAAGAUGAAAGCAGUCCUGGAUCGGGAUUCUGUUCAUUGUCAAUUGUGGGACGUACAUCGUCUGCAAUGAUGAUCACCCCAACUCCACGAGCCAUCUCCCCGCAGGACAUUGUGCGAAUUUAUGUGCCCCCUGCGCCACCGGAAGAGGUGAAUGGGGGCAAUAAUACAACAUUGCCAGGGAGUGUGACUGAGGUGUCACCGAAGAAGCGGGAUUCCGUUGUGUCCGGUGAGGUGACACCCAUUAGGAAUUCCGCCAUGUAUCGCUCGGAUGAGGAAUUGGUGCAGACACUGCGUGAAAUUGAAAAUGGACGGCAUUCGUCGUCAUCUUCGCGCCGUGGGAGUAUGUCGCGGAAGUCACCGUCGUCGGCGCUUGAAUCGGAAUUUGUGAUUGAAUGUAGUCACAUGAAGAGCAAGGAGAGACCCGCAACAGUGGCGAAUGGGCAGAAAUUGACGUCCUUUGAGGAAUUGGCACGCAAAGAGCAGGAGCGACGUGGUGAAAGGGUUGUGGUUGGCAUUGAUAAUCGUAUGUCUCGAAGUGAGAACAGUUACCGGCGCUCAGAUGAUGAAGAAUUCAGCUACAGCUACUUCUCCACACGUGUGGGCAAGGAGAAUAGUUCACGCUUUGCGAGUGAUUGCAAUAUUCAGUACAGAGCCCUCCCGUCGUCAUCGAGUAUUGAAUACAAGUCCCUCCAUCCAUCAGCUGAUGGUGUGCACGAACGUCUUCGGCCACUUGGGGCGGCGGAUGAUGAGGAGGAGGAUGAUGAUGACGAUGAGCGCCCAAAGAAGUCUUCUGAUGAUAGUUCUUCUAGUCCAAAAUCCCUCCUGGCAACGCCAGUCAAUGAAAUGAUUCCACUCCUUCUGAGUGGCUCUCCGCCCAUCCAUGAAGUCCCACAACGCGUUCCAGCGCACGAAAGGAAGCUCGUUCAACCACUUGGGGGUGGGUAUGAGUUCCCAAUUAAAGCGCGCACGCACAAUUCUGCCCCGGAAGCCAAUAAGAUUCGCAUUACAAUUCAACAGAAGCAAAAUUAAUUUUUCUAUUAAAAUGAAACUUUAAAUGAAAACUUCCUUCCCACCCAACACAUUUCACGAGAAUCUCACAAAAAAUGACCGCAAUUUUUGAAAUUUUAUAGAUUCCAAAAAAAAACAUUUCUUUAUCUCAUUUUUUUAUAAUUUCUUUUAUGAUUGAGAAAUAAUUACCUUGAAUUUAUUAUAUGUAUUAUAGGUAUUUAUUGGUAAAAAUUUCAUAAAAUAAAAUUGAAAUGAAUUCAUUA